AUGGAAGCGACAGCCACAUUCUCCGUUGGAGCACCCACCAUUGUGGCGAAUGUUCCGCCCGUUGCGCAAUUCCAAGAGAUUGUCGGGCAGAUUGGUGCUCGUUCUCAUGAGCCAGGCCACCAAUUGCGCUGGUCUGAGAAUACCGUUUACCCGCGAUUGGCGGAGACAUUGAGCUUCUUCUAUGUUCAUUUGUCGAUGAUUGGCUCAGUGCUGGAGCUUAACCAGUGGAAAGUGGCAAUGAAUGAAUUGAUCCAAACGCUGGAUCAUUACAUUGAAUUCACACUGAGUCCGGAAGGAGGAUUUGUGCACAUGAAUUGCGGUAAGAUGCUGCUCAUUGUCGACGCGACCCAAACGGAACUGACAGCCCUGUGCAAACAGAUGGCUAAGUGGAACCAUCGCAUCUCAGCCAUUGAGGUGCCAUUGGGCUGGCGAUACGCCACCAUCGACACCCUGACGGAUUGGUAUGUCUGCAUUGCUCUUCCGAGCUCUCUUGUUGAGUCAUUGGCUUCUAGCCAAACGACAUUGAUUCCUACCCCAUUGGGCCAACUGAAUGCACUGUACACAGUGGAAGGUGCAUUGCGCAAAAUGGCGCAUUGGUACAGACAACAGCGAUUCAGUGACGUGCAACAUGGAGAGAUUGUCAAGCUGCUCUGCUUUCGUCCACGCCGCACGAUGAUUACGUGCGAGCUGAAGCAAUUGAAUGGAUACGGCGGUUUCCGCCGAUACAAUAAUUGCUCGUUCAUUGGCAGCUCAUGGUGCUUGACGAUUGAUUCGGACUACGAGAAUGAUUCUGGUUGCCGCUAUUGCCUUCCAGGUGAUUGUCGUGAGACGGCCAUCAUUCUCGAACUCACGGGAUUGACGGUCGAGAAGACUUCUGGAUUGAUCCACAAUUCUGCCUAUGCGAACUGGAUGCCUACUGAAGGUGUUCACAGGCAUUGCUCUUAUCCGUUGUCUGCCAUGCAACUUGAGGGCGUUCCCCAAUUGAGCCUUUUGGACGAUGAUUGCUUGGAAAUGCCAGCAACUGACAUUGGACAGAGCAGUGAGGGCAUUGGCUCCCCAGGAGCUUCCGGAUCAUUGGCGGACACAGCGAGUACAGUAUUCUCGUGUCCGCUGCGGAGGCCAUUGCCAAGAAGCGAAAGGGAAGAGAUUGAUGACAACAGACCAAAGUCAUCAUUGCUCACCGUUCAUUUGAGCAAGACAUUCAUUGUCUACUUUUCUUUUCUGCGUUUGAGUACAUCUCAGCAUUGGCUCACGCUAUGGAUCGAUUUUGAUUUCUCCUCUGGCAUUGCGUUACCAGUUGGUAACAGUUUGUCUGGAUUGGACAACAGCUCUACUGGUUCUGGAUUGCUGAAAGAUUGCUGA
Molecule: messenger RNA, 1362 nt
Organism: Symbiodinium sp. CCMP2456
Lineage: Eukaryota; Dinophyceae; Suessiales; Symbiodiniaceae
Source: the annotation of a GenBank genome assembly